This is a messenger RNA of Malus domestica (apple), 2701 nucleotides long. The record is from RefSeq and is a predicted model, not a curated record. NCBI's taxonomy places the organism in Eukaryota, Viridiplantae, Streptophyta, Magnoliopsida, Rosales, Rosaceae.
GUAAACUAAACCACUCAAGAAAGAUCAUAACGCUACAGCUUGGUCUGUUGACCUGGUAAUUGGACAAGGUUUCCAAUUAUGGCACUGGAGUUUAUUGGUGGAACACUGUUUACGCAGCUCUACGACGGCGUCAAGCAAGCGAUGAGCAAGAGUGGGCGGUUUAAAACGCUUCUCGGAGACCUCAAAUCCACGCUAGACUCUUUAGAACCAAGAGACAUCCAACAGAUUGGAGAGCAUAACGUCGAAUUGGGUCUCCCAAACGAGGAAAUUGAAAGUCUUCAAAUGCAAAUGGAGGAUGGUGUGAAGCUUGUUGGCAAGUUAUCCAACUUUCGCAUUUGGAACUACUGCUGCUUGGAUGAUUACGCUCAACAAAUUGUUGAGUUGGAUAGGGCUCUUAAAAGAUUGUUAAUAAAAUUGAAGAUGCAGGAAGCAAGGGAUGUGAAGGAGGUCUGGGUUUUGUCGAGGCAAAACCGGGAGAAACUUGAUGAAGUUAAUAGAAGAUUGUUGGAUAUACGAAAGUUACUGCAGCAGAGAGCGGGGGAUGUCGUGGUAGAAUUGGUUUCCAUAAGUAUUACCGAGACAGUGCCCGAUCAAGCCCAGGGGAAUGUCUCGGAACAAGGGGCUGCUCUACAAGCAACAUUUGCAGUGUUGUGCGAUGUUGUUAUGGAAGUGAAGGACAAGAACACAGCGUUCAAACCUCUCAUAGAAAAUCUCAUGUCCACGCUAGACUCCUUAAGACCGUUAAUGGAAGAUAUACUAGAAUAUAGAAAACUACUGGAUCGCCAAGACGAGUGUAAAAACUUCAGAAUACAAAUGGAGAAAGGUGUAGAGCUCGUCCACAAGUGCUCCAAAGUUGGUAUGUGGACUGGUUGCAAAAGUUAUAAAUACAGCAACAAAAUUAUUGGAUUGGAUGAAUCUCUUCAGAUAUUGUUAGGUAUACUGAGAGUGCAGGUAGCAAGAGACGUGAGGGAGACGUUUAUUUCGAUAAGGAAUAUAGAGGCAGUGAUCAAGAGAAUUGAAGAAAGUGGUGUGCUGCAAAAUCAAACUCAAGCUGACGGUUGGUGUGCAUUGCCGGAACCUUCAUUGCCUACAAUUGGAUCGGAUGUGCUAAACAUGCAGGGAACGAGUGAUGCGAGGGAGACAUUGGUUUUGUCUGGCACAACAAAAGCAGGUGUCGAAGAAAUUGAAGGGAUUGGCCCGGAACAGACUCCAAGUGAAAUUACAGUGGAUUCACCUUCUUCUGAAGUGAGCUCUUAUCCUCUCUCUACUACUGUAACGGAUUCAGCUUCUUCUUUUGGAUUGAGCUCUUAUCCUUUCUCUACUACUGUAUCAGAUUCAGCUUCUUCUUUUGGAUUGAGCUCUUUUCCUGCCAGUCCGCUUCAAGUGCCACCGAUUCCUAUAAUUUCAAUGUCUUCAAAGCUCAGUAGAUUUGGAUCAGUACAUCUCAGUUUAAAGCAGAUUGCAAAAGCAACUCGCAAUUUCUCUCGAUCGCAACAAGUAGGUGAAGGAAAUUUUGGAACUGUAUACAAGGCUCGGUUAGAUGAUGGCCAAGUUGUUUCUAUUAAACGUGCAAAGAAGGAACACUUUGAGAAUUUGCAAACGGAAUUCAGCAGUGAAGUUGAACUGCUGGCCAAAAUUGAUCAUCGAAAUCUCGUAAAGCUACUAGGUUAUGUUGAUGAAGGAAAUGAGCGUCUUAUCAUUACGGAGUAUGUGCCGAAUGGUACUCUUCGAGAACAUCUGGAUCGUCAGCAUAGGAAAAUCCUAAAGUUCAACCAGCGACUUGAAAUUGCUAUCGAUGUUGCUCAUGCCCUUACCUAUCUUCACACAUAUGCUGAAAAACAAAUCAUCCAUCGAAACGUGAAGUCCUCCAACAUUCUUCUCACAGAAAGCAUGAAAGCCAAAGUGGCAGAUUUUGGAAUUGCAAGGCUCGGCCCGGUGGAAACAGAUGAAACACACAUUUCAACCGAAGUGAAAGGAACUGUCGGUUAUAUUGACCCUGAGUAUAUGAAAACCUAUCAACUCACCCCGAAAAGUGAUGUUUACUCUUUCGGGAUCUUACUAAUAGAAAUUUUCACUGGCCGUCGUCCAGUGGAGUCGAAGAGACCUGCUGAAGAGCGGGUGACACUCAGAUGGGCCUUCAAGAAGUUGAAUGAAGGUAGGGUGGCAGAAUUGGUUGAUCCUUUAAUGGAGGAAACUAUAGAUGCAGAGCUUCUGAUGAAAAUCUUCGAUUUGGGGAUCCAAUGUGCAGCCCCCAUCCGAGAUGCUAGGCCGGACAUGAAAGCGGUGGGAGAGCAGUUGUGGACAAUAAGGGCAGGCUACCUUAGAAGUGUCAAGAGAGGGUAGUAGUAUAAAUAAUGUGAGAUAUAUCUGUUAGAAUAAACAUAUACCAAAAACAUGUAAUUAUGAAUCACAAUGAUCAAAACACAAACCCAAUUCAUAAGCCUGUAGCACAGAGAAGAAACUUACCUGCAGACGAACUUGAAGAAGCAGCAAUUCCAGAUUUUGCAACAACUAAGCAGUGCACCUUCUCCUCUCUCCAGUAAUCAGUUUGCUCUAACUAAUAAUAGGUCUUAGUUCGAUGAUCGAGCAUAUCAACUGUGAGAGCAGAGGCCACUAUAUAUACACAACAUAAUCUUUGCCAUAUCCCCUAAGGAUUCCCCUAUUAGAAUCCUUAUAGGAAACUAAUCCCUUAAAUAGUAGU